AUGCGAAGUGUCUCCGCUGCCUCAUGUGCCGUGGUGCUGAGCUGCCUUGCAGUGGGCUCUUGCAGCUUCGUGCCGGACUUCUUGGCUUGGGCAAACCCGUGGGACGGACUGAAGAAGUAUCUCUUUCAGGACGAGGUGAGCCCGUUGGACACAACUCCGGGCAACAGUUCAUCGGUGCUGCAUCAUGACGUUGCUCCAUGGACAAAGGGGAGAACCGAUGGUUUGCCUGGAAAGCUCAGCCCCGGCUUUGCUGUCUCAGGGCCAAGUGCGAGGAGAAGACCCGUGCUCAAGGCCGACGCCCACGACUUCCCCGAGCGCUUGGACGAGUUCCGCCACAAGGAGCCUGUCGUUCUUCGUGGCUUGGUCAGGCGGUGGCCCGCCACGCGCGAGUGGACUUGGGAGCAGCUUGCAGAUCCUGCAGGCAAGUAUAGGCACUUCCAUCUGGAGAAGCACUUGCAGCAGUACUUCUCCACUCAUGCAAAGAACGAGAAUCUCUUCUUGGAGAACAUCAUAUUGCAGCCGCCCUUCUCCGAAGACUGCCCCUUUGCGACAGUCACGCAACAAGGGGAUGGUCCCAGCAAACUUCUUGGCAGCAACUUCUUGCCACGGCUAAACCAGGCGUGGUCGGAGAGCAAGAAGCAGGCCAUCCGUGAAGGGCUCCUUGACGACGAGGACUAUGCUGAGUCUGUGCAGGGCUUCAUCAUCGCCGGCCCUGCAGGGGCAGGUGGCAUGUUGCACAUGGACCCAGAUUCCACAGCCUACUGGAAUGCCUUGGUCCACGGCCGUAAGCGCUGGAUGUUCCUCAAACCUGAGGAGUUAGAUGCACUUGCGGAUGCUCUGAUCCAUGCAAAUUUGGAGCAGGAGCUUGGCUUGCUCACCUUGCCUCCGACCAAUGUAAGCCGACCAGUGACGACCAGACAUAUGAAGAGGCUACUGCAGAAAGUCCCCGCCAUCCAUUGGUUUGGCCGUUUGAUGCCGCUUUUGCAAGAGGCAAAGCUGGACUUCGGCCAUGCGGAGGUCAUCGUGGAGGCUGGGGAGCUUGUCUACGGACCUCCUGGCAUUUGGCAUAUUGCCCUGGCUCUGGAGGACUCCAUAUGCUGCAGCGAGCAGCUGAUUGACGACGCGAACCUUGUCCGGUUCGUUAAGGAUGAGGGCCAGCCUUACGAACCAGCGUUUGCAUACCUGGGCUGCCAGGCUUGGCGGGACGCCUUUAGAGUUGAUCAGAUGUAA
This is a messenger RNA of Symbiodinium natans, 1230 nucleotides long. Lineage: Eukaryota; Dinophyceae; Suessiales; Symbiodiniaceae. The record is from the annotation of a GenBank genome assembly.